Messenger RNA from Humulus lupulus (European hop), 2371 nucleotides. Its product is annotated as long chain base biosynthesis protein 1-like. Gene Ontology annotation, cellular component: endoplasmic reticulum. Lineage: Eukaryota; Viridiplantae; Streptophyta; Magnoliopsida; Rosales; Cannabaceae. Gene Ontology annotation, biological process: ceramide biosynthetic process; sphingosine biosynthetic process. The transcript has 16 exons. Gene Ontology annotation, molecular function: serine C-palmitoyltransferase activity; pyridoxal phosphate binding. The record is from RefSeq and is a predicted model, not a curated record. The coding region runs from base 689 to 2140 and encodes 483 amino acids.
UUUCUCCUUUCUAUCUCGGUCAGGUACAUUUCUCUCAUAAAUUAAGCCUGUUGCUCAGUACUACCUUCUGCGCGAUUCUCUUUGAGGAAAGAAAAACUACGCCAUUUCCAAUUCCCUACAAGAACCCUAAUCCCUUUUCUUCGAACGCUCAAGGAAUGGCAAUGGGAAUCAAUCUUUGCUUUAGUAUUGUGCAGUAGGUAUCUCAAAGCACAUCAACAGCAAUGUGCUCAUUAAUUAGAUGAAGGUCUAUUCUCUCCUUCCAUUGAAUUCGUCAGUCACUAGGCCCUUCCUCCUUUCGUUUAUCUCGCCUUUUGGUUCCCUGAAUCUCUUAGUUCUCUCCUACGCCAGCUCUCUCUGGUUUGUUGCCCUCCAUAGCUCCGCCUCUCCACCAUUCCGCUCUCCGUCACCUCGCUGUUCUCCGCUGCCAUCAUUGUUAUUUUUCUAUUUACAACAAGAGCUAUCGCCGAUUCGUUGUCCACUGCCUCGUCCAAUUUGUAAGUCCAUUGAUUUUAUUUCUUACGAUCUUCUCUUCUUCAACAAGUAAUGAUCUUCUCUGCCCAGCAAAUGGUGUUGUUUCUGGUGUUUGGUUACAACUGCUGGUGGCGUGUUAAAGUGGAUUGGUGGAUUGCACUGGCGUGGUAGAUUGUUGGUUGAGUAUUUCUCUGCAAACCAAAUUGAGAUAUAAAAAAUGGAAUCUUUUGGAUUGAAAAUGGUGAAAAGUACUUUAGAAUGGGUGACACAGGCUCUGGAUGCUCCUUCUGCUGGAGCUGUUGUUUUCGGAGUUCAUAUUGGCGGUCAUUAUUUUUUGGAAGGUCUUCUGUUCGUGGUGAUCCUUUUCUUGUUAUCCCAGAAAAGUUAUAAACUUCCUAAACGACCUUUGACAGAUAAGGAAACAGAUGAGUUAUGUGAGGAAUGGGUUCCAGAACCUCUUAUUCCUCCUAUCACAGAAGAAAUGAAGUUGGAACCCCCAGUGUUGGAAAGUGCUGCAGGACCACAUACAAUUGUUAAUGGCAAAGAAGUUGUGAACUUUGCUUCGGCAAAUUAUCUUGGAUUAAUAGGACAUGAGAAGUUAAUUGAAUCAUGUACCUCUGCAUUGGAAAAAUAUGGAGUUGGUUCCUGCGGUCCUCGUGGGUUCUAUGGAACAAUUGAUGUCCAUCUCGAUUGUGAAGGAAGAAUCGCUAAGUUUUUGGGUACCACAGACUCCAUUCUUUAUUCCUAUGGACUUUCCACUAUGUUUAGUGCUAUACCAGCUUUUGCUAAAAAAGGGGAUAUAAUUGUUGUGGAUGAGGGUGUACAUUGGGGAAUACAAAAUGGUUUAUAUUUGUCGAGAAGCACUAUUGUUCCCUUCAAGCAUAAUGAUAUGGAGUCUUUAAGAAACACCUUGGAGAAGGUCACUGCUGGAAAUAAGCGUGCUAAAAAAUUGCGGCGCUACAUUGUGGUUGAAUCUGUAUACCAGAAUUCUGGGCAAAUAGCCCCUUUAGAUGAGAUUAUUAGACUGAAGGAGAAGUACCGAUUUCGUGUGUUAUUGGAUGAGAGCAACUCGUUUGGUGUACUUGGGAAAAAUGGAAGAGGUCUGACUGAACACUUUGGAGUUCCGGUUGAGAAAAUAGAUAUUAUUACUGCUGCAAUGGGACAUGCAUUAGCUACAGAAGGAGGAUUUUGCACAGGAAGUGCUAGGGUCAUUGAUCACCAGCGAUUGAGUAGUUCUGGAUACGUAUUUUCUGCUUCAUUGCCCCCAUAUCUUGCCACUGCCGCCAUUACUGCCAUUGAUGUGCUGGAGGAAAAGCCUGAUCUCAUUACAAAGCUAAAGGAAAACAUUGCAAUAGUAUGGAAAGGAUUAUCUGUCGUACCGGGACUUUCGGUAGCAAGCAAUCCAGAUUCACCUAUUGUUUUCCUCACAUUGAAGAAGCCAACAGGUUCAUCAAAAGCUGACAGGGAUCUUCUUCAAGAAAUUGCUGAUCGCGUCUUGAAGGAGGAGUCUGUAUUUGUGGUGACCUCCAAGAAAUCAACACUUGAUAAAUGUCCAUUGCCUGUUGGAAUCAGAUUGUUCGUCUCUGCUGGCCAUUCCGAAACAGAUCUGCUCAAGGCAUCUGAAUCAUUGAAAAGAGUUGCAGCCUCAGUGUUUGAGCGUUGUGCUUGAGUGUGAAACUCGAAGCCGAUUAGCUUAUUUCUCACCUUGUCCCAUUUGUGCAUUUGCAUGUGAUCAAUCUAGCUCGGCCUCUUAGCAUAAAUGUCCUAGUAAAGAAAAAAGCCUUCAUUAGUUGAACAGUUUUGUAAUGUAGGUAUAGACCAAGAAAGAAUGGCCACUGAUUGUUGAUAAUCUUACAUAAUUUGGUUUAAGGGUUGAUUUAUAAUUGUUUUUGUUUUGUUU